Molecule: messenger RNA, 1054 nt
Organism: Trachymyrmex septentrionalis
Lineage: Eukaryota; Metazoa; Arthropoda; Insecta; Hymenoptera; Formicidae
Product: ubiquitin-like protein 4A
Exons: 3
Coding region: 358-813 (151 amino acids)
Biological process (GO): post-translational protein targeting to endoplasmic reticulum membrane
Molecular function (GO): protein binding
Source: RefSeq, a predicted model, not a curated record
UACAAUUGAGUGAAGUGCUGUAACGAUUGGAGGAAUUGUUACGAGGCAUCGUUGUUACUAUCGAUAUCUGUUCGGACAGGCAGAUCAGUAUAUCGAUAUCCCCGUGUGUAGCUAUUCCCGAGGGAAAAGAAAGAGAAGAGGAAUGAGCAGUUGAUGAUACUGAUGACGCUGUGUCGUGAAUCGUGUGAACGCAAAAUAUAACCUCUCCAGCGCAUAAGAUGCGCCAGCUUUUGUCGAUCCAGUCAGAGACACCACUAUUUCGAGAAACCUGAUCUCGCCUGGCUGCGUGCCCCACACACGUUUGUGCGUCCCACGAUCAAACAAUUCCGUCUUCGCGAUCCUCGUCGGCUGCUCAUCAUGAAAGUGAUCGUGAAGAAGCUGCAGGGGAAAGAAUGCGUCGUUGACAUAUUGCCGUCAGAGACAGUGUUGGAGUUAAAGCACAAAGUAAGCGAUCUCUUGGGCAUCGAUGUACCACAGCAAAGAUUAUUACUUACUGGCAAGACUUUAGCGGAUGAAAAUCCGCUAAGUUUUUAUCCGGGAAUCAAAGAUGGCAGUAAGUUAAAUCUUUUGGUGAUUAAGAAGGCAGAGGAAGGCUCUAGCGAGGCGAAAUCUUUGCCCCAACAGAAAGCUGGUAUCCAUCUACUGAGAGAAGAGAUCUCACGGGUGCUUAGGCAUUAUUAUACAGUAUCCGAGACAGAGUCCAUAGUCAAUGAGUUGAUAAAGGACUUGAAAAAUAAAGUGAAUAAUCUUAGUUACGAUGAUCUAGAGAGACUAGCCACUGCGUUACUCCAGGACCAAGAGAACGUAGCUUAAGGAUCACUCAAGAUUAUCCAAUUUUCGCUUACCAAUUGAUUAUUGUAAUACGAGUUUAUUUAAUUGAAGCAUUGCCUUAUAUUAUAUAUCGAGUCCUUUAAUAAUUGGUACUGUAUUGUAAUUUAAAGCGCGAUCAUACUGCAAGACUUAAUGUACUAUUUACUACGUUUGGAUCUAAGAAUAAUCUUAUGUGAAGUUUAUUAAAAAUCGCUGUAUGUACAGACAUAUACCAUGUCGCGUC